Molecule: messenger RNA, 6327 nt
Organism: Dryobates pubescens (Downy woodpecker)
Lineage: Eukaryota; Metazoa; Chordata; Aves; Piciformes; Picidae
Gene: NCOA6
Product: nuclear receptor coactivator 6
Biological process (GO): positive regulation of transcription by RNA polymerase II
Cellular component (GO): nucleus; transcription regulator complex; histone methyltransferase complex
Source: RefSeq, a predicted model, not a curated record
GUUUGUUGUAGUGGGCACAGGGCUGGGGCAGGCAAUGGGCAGCACUGGCAGAGGGGCACUGUCUGUCUCCCAGCCCCCAGCACUGGGUCACCAGCUUCAUCUCCAGGUGUGACAGGAUGCCCCUGCUGGAAGCCAUGGUUGUGGAUGAUGUCCCUAGCUUGAAGGACACAUGUGCCUCCUCCUGCUCCCCAGCCAUGGCUGCCUCAGAGCUGGAGUUGGACUCAGGACUGGAGGAGGAUGAACUGAAGCAGGAGGCUGUUCCUCAGGAUUCCACCAUCUUUGUGGCUUUGAAAGGCAAUAUAGGAGACAGAGACUUGGAGCAGAAGCUGGAGGUCAUACUGGAGAAUGUGCCUGGCCUCCUGCACAUGGAGUCCAGCAAGUUGAAGCUGCAGAAGAUUGAGCCCUGGAACAGCGUCAGGGUCACCUUCAACAUCCCGCGGGAGGCUGCCGAGCGCCUGCGGCUCCUGGCGCAGAGCAACAACCAGCAGCUGCGGGACCUGGGCAUCCUCUCCGUGCAGAUCGAAGGGGAAGGUGCCAUCAACCUGGCUGUGGCUCCGGGCAGGAGCCAGGACGUGCGGAUCAACGGCCCGCUGGGGGCCGGCGCGCUGCGGAUGGAGGCAGGCUUCCCCGUCCAGGGGGCUCAAGGGCUGAUAAGAAUGGGCAAUGCUGCAGCAGUCAUGAUGUCUCAGAGUGGAAGUGUGCCCUCCUCUAUGGUGGCAAGUGGUGCUGGUGCUGAGCUUCAGCCAAGGACAUCUCGGCCUUCCUCACAGCCAGAUGCAAUGGACCCACUCCUGUCUGGGCUAAACCUCCAGCAGCAGACCCACCCAGCUGGCUCCCUGGGCCCCCAGCUGCACUCGCUGCAGGCGGUGCCCGUGAGCAGGCAGCUGAGCUCGGGCAGCUUCCCGCAGCUCCAGCAGCAGGCGCAGCUGCAGCCGCGGCCCCCCCAGCCGCACCAGCAGCCCCAGCAGGGCCUUCGACCUUCCUUCACCUCCCCAGCGCAGGUCCCGGUCCCACCUGGCUGGAACCAGCUUUCUUCAGGAGCUCUUCAGCCUCCCCCAAGCCAGGGAGCCUUGGGCACGCUGGCGGUGAGCCAGGGCUGGAAGAAGGCUCCGUUGCCCGGCCAGAUGCAGCAGCAGCUCCAAGCGAGACCAUCUCUAGCGACCAUACAAACUCCUCCUCAUCCUCCUCCUCCAUAUCCCUUUGGAAGCCAGCAAGCUUCUCAGGCUCACUCGAACUUUCCCCAGAUGAGCACCCCUGGCCAGUUUACUGCUCCUCAGAUGAAGAGCCUUCAGGUAGGGCCCUCACGGGUUCCUACGCCGCUGCAGCAGCCCCACCUGACCAACAAGUCUCCUGCUUCCUCUCCCUCCUCCUUCCAGCAGGGAUCUCCUGCAUCAUCUCCAACAGUGAACCAACCUCAGCAGCAGAUGGGACCAAGGCCCCCCCAGAGCAGCAGCCUUCCCCAGGGAUUCCAGCAGCCUGUCAGCUCCCCCAGCCGCAGCGCCAUGGUGCAGCAGGGGAGCGUGCCCCCCAACUUCAUGGUGAUGCAGCAGCAGAACCAAGCUCCACAAGGGUUACAUCCUGGCUUGGGAGGACUGCCCAAGCGGCUGCCGCCGGCGUUCCCUGCGGGCCAGGCCGCCCAGAGCUUCCUGCAGGGGCAGGGCCCCUCGGCGGCGCCGGGAGCAGCGGUGAACAGCGGAGCCCAGCAGCUGCAGGGCAGCCAGAACGUGCAGCACACAGGUGGCCAAGGAUCUGGACCUCCUCAAAAUCAGAUGCAAGCACCACAUGGGCAACCAAAUAUGAUGCAGACCAAUCUCAUGGGACUUCAUGGAAACAUGAACAGCCAGCAGGCUGCUGCCAGCGGGGUGCCACAGGUCAACAUGGGCAGCAUCCAAGGACAGCCUCAGCAAGGACCACCCUCUCAGCUGAUGGGAAUGCACCAGCAAAUUGUAUCCUCUCAAGGACAGAUGGUGAACAUCCAGGCUCAGGGAUCCCUGAACCCCCAGAACCAGAUGAUCCUCUCCCGAUCCCAGCUGAUGCCACAGGGCCAGAUGAUGGUGACCCCCCAAAACCAAAACCUUGGCCCUUCCCCCCAGAGGAUGACCCCCCCCAAGCAGAUGAUGCCCCAGCAGGGACAGCAGAUGAUGUCCACCCACAAUCAGAUGAUGGGACCUCAGGGCCAGGUGCUGUUGCAGCAGAACUCCAUGAUGGAGCAGAUGAUGGGCACUCAGCUGCAGGGCGGCAAGCAGCCUUUCAGCGCUCCCAGCCAGGGCGGCGUCAUGCCGGGGCCGGCGCAGCUGAUGAGAGGACCAACCCCAAGCAUGCAAGGAAACAUGGUGCAGUUUGCUGGGCAGAUGAUGGCACAGCAAGGCCCUGUCAAUGGGAAUCCUUCUCAGGUUAUGGGGAUUCAAGGGCAAGUGUUAAGGCCCACUGGCCCCAGCCCUCACUUGCCUCAGCAGCUCGGGGACGCGGCCGCCGCCGCCCCCAGCGACGUCAGCCUGCCGCAGAUGCUGCCCGAGGUGCCUGUGCAGCAGCCCAGCAUGGUGCCUGCUCACAUGCAAGCGAUGCAAGGCAGCAGCAACACUUCAGGGAGUCACUUCUCUGGCCAUGGGCUGCCUUUCAAUGCAGGCUUCAGUGGCACGCCGAACGGGAGCCAGCUGCCCUGCGGGCAGAACCCCGUCUUCCCGGUCAACAAGGACGUCACCCUCACCAGCCCGCUCCUCGUCAACCUGCUGCAGAGCGACAUCUCAGCAGGGCACUUUGGGGUCAACAACAAACCCAACAGCCAGAACAACAACAAGCCCAAGAAGAAGAAGCCUCCCAGGAAGAAGAAAACCAACCAACAGUUAGAGCAAACAACUUCUGCAGAAGCACAUCCUGCUGGCCUGGAGGAGAGUGAUCAGUCCUCCAUGUCUGGAGAGCAAGGAAUGAACUUGGAUAAUGCAGGCCCCAAGCUGCCAGAUUUUGCCAGCAGGCCACCAGGUUACCCAUCUCAGCCAGUGGAGCAGAGACCGCUUCAGCAGAUGCCACCUCAACUCAUGCCGCACGCGCAGCAGCCGCAGCAGCCGCCGCAGCAGCCGCAGCCGGCACCGCAGCAGCCGCAGGCGCCGCAAACACCGCAGCAGCAGCAGCAGCAGAUGAUGAUGAUGCUGAUGAUGCAGCAGGACUCCAAGUCAGUCAGGCUUCCCGUGCCACCAGGAGUUCACCCACCCAGAGUGCCUCUGACCGCGGAGGCUCAGCGGCUGCCGCUGCAGCAGGGUGGCGGCAUGCCGGUGAUGGUUAACCUGCAGGGCCCGGGGCCGGUGCCUCCCUCUCCCGACAAGCAGAGGCUUUCCUUGCCAGGCAACCCUGCUCUGGGCAGCGGUGCCAGGAAGAUGGUUUAUCCAGAGAGCGUUCAGAACCCUGCCAGCUCGCCCCACGGGGAGCUCUCCUCAGUGCCCUCCCUGCCAGAAGGGGCCGGGGCCGAAGGGCCCCCGGCCUCAGGAGCUCAGAGCGCUCUGCCCUCUCAUUUGGUAGUGUCCCAGAACCAGCUGAUGAUGACGGGACCCAAACCUGGACCAUCCCCGCUUUCGGCUGCCCAGGGUGCCAGUCCCCAGCAGCAGUCUAACUCCCUGCCCAGUGCUCUCACACACCAUUUCCCCAAUGUUGCCACCCCAUCACAGACUUCAAGGCCCAAAACCCCCAACAGAGCAAGCCCAAGGCCAUACUACCCUCAGACUCCUAACAACCGUCCCCCCAGCACCGAGCCGUCGGAGAUCAGCCUGUCCCCAGAGAGACUGAAUGCUUCCAUAGCUGGGCUGUUCCCUCCUCAGAUCAAUAUCCCUUUACCUCCCAGGCCUAACCUCAACAGAGGCUUUGACCAGCAGGGUCUCAACCCCACCACUCUGAAGGCUAUUGGCCAAGCCCCAUCCAAUCUGACCAUUAACAGCCAGUCCAGCUUUGCUGCCCCGCAGUCACACAAGGCAGAAGGCAUGGCCAUGGGGGCAGGGAAACAGCCCAGUGCUGGAGGAACCAAGAGAGCAAGCCCAAGCAACAGUCGAAGGUCCAGUCCUGGCUCCAGCAGGAAGACGACGCCGAGCCCUGGCAGGCAGAAUUCCAAAGCAGCUAAGCUGUCCUUGCCAGCUCAGCAGAAUCCCUCUCUCUUGCAGAACAUGGAAUUGCAGAGGAGUAUGAUGGCUGGGCCCCCUCUGCCAACACCUGUGACCACGAGCUUCCAGAGCAGCAGCGUGCUGAGCAGUCAGAGCUCUGCGGUUCCGGUGCCUGCUGCCAGUGGCAUUCCUGAAGACAGUAAAGAGAGCCUCAGCGUGCCCCAGGAUACCGAGUGCCAGAGCACACAGGGUGUCCCAGGCCCCAAAGACCAGCCCAGUGUUGAACUGAAAGGUAUCCCUGCUCCUGAGGUGAAAAUGCUGGCUCCAGAAGAACAGGCAAAGAAAGAUGGGCAAGCCUUGGACAGCAGUAAGCUUCCUGUCUUGGAGGAAAGCAAGCCCAUGGUGUCUCCAGCUAUGAGGGAGGCACCAACUUCUCUAAGCCAACUUCUGGAUAAUUCUGGAGCUCCUAAUGUAACCAUAAAGCCACCUGGGCUGGCUGGUCUGGAAGUGGCCCCAAUAGUCACCACAAGUGAGGAGCUGAAGAAGGUGGCUGUCAUUCCUCCCCUGCAAGAGUCCUCCUCCAGCAAAGAGCCACCGAAUGCACUUAGCUUGCCUCAGAGCGGCGAGCCCUGUUCGAACCCAGGGCAGCAGGAGCUGGGGGAAGUGAGCUCCAGCGUGGCACAGAGUGCUCCUCCAGUCAUGCAGAGGCCUGUCAGCUCUUCUUCUAUUUCAGGGCCUUUACCCCCAAACCAGAUCACAGUGUUUGUCACAUCGAACCCUAUCACAUCUGCUGCUAACACGUCGGCACCGCUGGCGUCUCACCUGCAGCCGGCGCUGGUGUCCACGGUGGUGACGAUGCCCAACGUGGGCAGCAAGGUGAUGGUCUCUGAGGGGCAGCCCGCGGCAGGCCAGGCCAGUGCCCGGCCCCAGUUCAUCACCCCUGUCUUCAUCAACUCCUCCUCAAUAAUCCAGGUGAUGAAGGGCUCUCAGUCAAGUACUAUUCCAGCAGCCCCAAUGACCUCUAACUCCAGCCUGAUGCCUCAGUCGGUCGCCGUCGUUGGCCCUUUGCACCUACCGCAGAACAUAAAGUUCUCCUCGGGGCCCCCUCCGCCCAGCACCUCCUCCCCGAGCCCGGCUCCCAGCAUCCCCUCCAGCAGGCCGCUGGUUCUCAAUCCCUUGGCACCUCCUGUUCAGCUGCCUUCUCCUGCCACCACUGCUUCCAGCCUUCCUUCACACCUUCCUGCCCAGCAAGGCAAAGACUUCAGCCCGGAGGAGCCUUCCCCUCCGGGGGGUGGCUCCGGCGAGCAGUGCUCCGCGCCGGCCGGACCUGUGGUUUCUCCUCUCCUCUCCAGCAGCCCAGGCUCCGGCAACAGGCGCAGCCCUGUGUCCUCCAGCAAAGGCAAGGGCAAGGUAGACAAGAUCGGGCAGCUGCUGCUGACCAAAGCCUGCAAGAAGGUCACAGGCUCCCUGGAGAAGGGGGAAGAGCAGAGCGCGGCCGAGGGAGAGGCGGAGGGGCCGGGGGCAGAGGCGUCGCUGCCCAAUCCCUUGGGAGCGGAGCAGGCGGCGGCAGAACUCGAUAGCAGACCUGCGCCGCCCCCGGCACCCAGCCUGACCAAACAGAGCACUUCUGGGCCCGGCAGCUCGGGUGCCCCCGCGGCGGCGUCCCCGGCUGCGGCGGCCGGCGGCAGCCCUGUGCCCGGCGCGCUGCCGCCCGAGCCCGCGGCCCCCAACGGCGGCGGCCAGGCCGAGCAGGCCGCGGCCCCCGAGGAGCGAGCAGCAGCUCAGCAGGAGCCACCACAGAGCACAGCAUCCUCUCAACAUUUAACACAGAAAAAAAGCUCAGUUGCACCAUCAGAAAGUACUGUUCAAAGAACAGAACUUGAAACAAAUGCUGCAGUAGUUGCUGGUCAAAGUAAUGAGACAAAAGAGAGUUGUGAAAAGUCUAAAACUCCACAUAGAAGAAAUUCAAGAGCAGAGGAUUCUGCCACCCCACAGGAAACUGUAGAGAACGGACAGCGCAAGAGGUCCUCCCGGCCAGCCUCUGCAGCCAGCACUGCCAAAGAGCCGAGUGCCAGUGCAAUGCAGUCAAAACGAAGAAAAUCCAAGUAAAACACUGCAUGGAAACUGAACCUUUGUAAAUGAGGGAAUCCCCCAGCAGCCCCUCUCAGCUGGGCUUUGGGUCAGUGUGUUGCUUUUGGUGGGUUUGGGUCUUCUUGUCUUUGUUGUUGUUUUUUUUUUACAU